Cyclopterus lumpus (lumpfish) is the source of this 4017-nucleotide messenger RNA. Its product is annotated as nucleolar protein dao-5-like. The coding region runs from base 103 to 3816 and encodes 1237 amino acids. Lineage: Eukaryota; Metazoa; Chordata; Actinopteri; Perciformes; Cyclopteridae. Gene Ontology annotation, biological process: mitochondrion organization. The transcript has 16 exons. Gene Ontology annotation, molecular function: ATP hydrolysis activity; ATP binding; zinc ion binding. The record is from RefSeq and is a predicted model, not a curated record. Gene Ontology annotation, cellular component: mitochondrion.
AAACAACACGAAGAAGAAGACUAAGCACGGGCUCAGCUCGACCACAGGAGCGGAGACUUUGAAACAAAGUGCAGCCUGUUGCUUGAACGCUACCGAAGCAGAAUGUCGUGGCUCUUCGGCUGGGGCUGGGGCUCCGGGGCUCCGCCGGUGGAGGAGCAGACAGCGGCUGGUGCUGAAGGGGCCGGGGGUGCACCGGGAGGCGGCGGCUCGGGGGGAGACAAACCCGGGGACAAGUGGAGUAACUUUGACCCGACGGGGCUGGAGAGAGCUGCAAAAGCUGCAAAGGACCUCGACAAAUCACGACAUGCCAAAGAAGCGUUGGGGCUGGCUCGUAUGCAGGAGCAGACCGUUCAGCUGGAGCAUGAGAGUAAAGUGAAAGAAUAUGAAGCGGCCGUGGAGCAGCUGAAGGGAGAGCAGAUCCACCUGCAGGGCGAGGAGAGACGCAAAACGCUGGCAGAGGAGACAAAGCAAAACCAGGCGAGGGCACAAUUUCAAGACAAACUUGCCAGACAGAGAUAUGAUGAUCAGCUCAGGCAACAGCAAUUUCUCAACGAAGAGAACCUUCGCAAACAAGAAGACUCGGUUGUGAAGCAAGAGUCCAUGAGAAAGGCUACCAUCGAACAUGAAAUGGAGCUGAGACGCAAGAACGACCUGAUUCGCGUUGAAGCGGAGGCCAAAGCCCGCGCCCAGGUGGAGAGAGAGAACGCCGACCUCAUCCGGGAGCAGAUCCGCCUGAAGGCUGCCGAACACAGACAAACUGUCCUGGAAUCUAUAACGACGGCCGGAGCGGUGUUCGGGGAGGGAUUCAGGGCCUUCGUCUCCGACUGGGACAAACUCACCGCCACGGUUGCUGGGUUGACCCUGUUGGCAGCAGGGGUGUAUACGGCCAGGAAUGCCACGGCGGUGGCCGGGAGAUACAUAGAGGCUCGCCUGGGCAGACCCUCGCUGGUCCGAGAGACCUCCAGGAUAACCGUCGCUGAGGCCAUCAAACACCCGAUAAAGACGACCAAGCGUCUGAGAAGCAGGCCGCAGGACGCCUUGGAGGGCGUGGUGCUCAGUGCAGCUUUGGAGGGGCGUGUGAGGGACGUUGCCAUCGCCACUCGGAACACCCGGCAGAACAAAGGCUUGUACAGAAACAUCCUGAUGUACGGACCCCCCGGAACUGGAAAAACACUCUUCGCCAAGAAACUGGCUCUCCAUUCAGGGAUGGACUAUGCCAUCAUGACAGGUGGCGACGUGGCACCCCUGGGGCGCGAUGGAGUCACUGCCAUGCACAAGGUGUUCGACUGGGCCAGCACCAGCAGGCGAGGCGUCUUGCUGUUCGUAGAUGAAGCUGAUGCGUUCCUGCGUAAGCGAUCCACAGAGAAAAUCAGCGAGGACCUCAGAGCCACCCUGAAUGCAUUCCUCUACCGCACCGGGGAGCAGAGCAACAAGUUCAUGCUGGUGCUUGCCAGUAACCAGCCUGAGCAGUUCGACUGGGCCAUCAACGACCGCAUUGAUGAGAUUGUGAACUUUGCGCUACCUGGUCUGGACGAGAGGGAAAGAUUGGUGCGCAUGUAUUUCGACAAAUUUGUGCUGGGUCCUGCCACUACAGGGAGACAGAGGUUGAAGUUGGCUCAGUUCGACUACGGCCAGAAGUGUUCAGACAUCGCAAAGCGAGCAGAAGGCAUGUCCGGUCGGGAAAUCUCCAAACUUGGUGUUGCCUGGCAGGCUGCUGCAUACUCUUCCGAAGAUGGAGUUUUGACCGAAGCGAUGAUUGACUCAAGGGUCGAUGAUGCCGUCAAGCAGCAUGCGCAGAAAAUGGACUGGCUGAUGAUGGAAGCAGGUGAGGGGGCCGGGAAGGUCGGCGUACUCCUCCCGAGGGAAAUGGCUGCAGGGCUUGCGGCCCAGGAAGCGGCUUCCCUUGCACAGCCCGAAGAUGCAACCCCGACGGCACAACAAGUCCUUCCACUUCUGGGGCUUAUGAGCAACUCGGCCCUGGCAGAAGCAGCCGCCCUACCUAUAGAGGUGGAGGCAGAUGCUAUCCUCAAAGAGGCAGCCACUUUGGUUAAAGACAGUGAAGCUGUGGCCGCGACAACUGCGGGAGCUCCUGUCUCGAUUGAAACGGUUGAAACCAUUGUUGACACGGCUGCUGCUGCCCCGUUGGUGCAGGAGGCUGAGGCCAUCAAGGACCUGACGGAGGAGGUCCUUGGCACAGCCGUAGCUACUGAGAUCCUUGUUCCCGAGGUGACGGAUAUAGUCACUGAGGUUAAAGAGGCCGAGGGUGCUGUGAUUGCUGCUGAGAGUAAGGAAGAGCCAACUGCUGAUGUCGCUGUGCAACAGGCGGAGGCCAUUGAAGUAGUCAAGGAGGAAAAUGAUGUCGUAGCACACUCGGAAAUGACCGUCUCUGCUGUCGCUCUGGAGAAGGAAUUGGAUGCUGUUGUCUCUAACGUUGUCCAGGAGCCUGAGGCCGUAGAAGCCAUAAAGGCUGCAGAGGAAUUGGCAACGGAUGCUGUAAAGGUUGCAGAGGAAAUUGCAAACAAUGUAGCUGAAGUGUCUGAGUCCCUGGCAAACAUUGCCAAAGAGGCUGAGGCAAUAGCAACUGAUGUGGCCAAGGUGGCCGAUGCUGUAGUGACCAUCACCGAGGAGAUCGGGGCAGUAGUCACGAAGGAGACUGAAGCGAUUGGAAGUGACGUUGCCAAGGACCCGAUUGAGGUUGUAGCGGAAACUGCAUCCGAGGUUACUAAAGAGCUUGAAGUGAAAGUGACGGAUGUGGUCAACAGGUCAGAGAAUAUUGCCACAGAGGUCGUUAAGGAGGUCGAACCCGCGAUGACCGAGACCGCUGCCAAGGUUGCUGAAGACAUCUCAACAGAGCCUGCCAUUGAAACGGAAGCCACGGUUUCGGAGGAAGUCAAGGAGCCUCAGACUACUGUCAAUGAGUUUGUCGCAGAGGGUCAGACUUUGACUACAGAGGUUGCUGCUAAGGAAGCCAAGGUCACACCAGCAGAGGUUUCCAUGGAAGCCAAAGUCACACCAACAGAGGUUUCCAUGGAGGCCGAGGUCACACCAGCAGAGGUUUCCAUGGAAGCCAAAGUCACACCAACAGAGGUUUCCAUGGAGGCCGAGGUCACACCAACAGAGGUUUCCAUGGAGGCCGAAGUCACACCAGCAGAGGUUUCCAUGGAAGCCAAAGUCACACCAACAGAGGUUUCCAUGGAGGCCGAGGUCACACCAACAGAGGUUUCCAUGGAGGCCGAGGUCACACCAGCAGAGGUUUCCAUGGAGGCCGAGGUCACACCAACAGAGGUUUCCAUGGAAGCAGAGGUCACACCAACAGAGGUUUCCAUGGAGGCCGAGGUCACACCAGCAGAGGUUUCCAUAGAAGCCAAAGUCACACCAGCAGAGGUUUCCAUGGAAGCAGAGGUCACACCAACAGAGGUUUCCAUGGAGGCCGAGGUCACACCAGCAGAGGUUUCCAUGGAAGCCAAAGUCACACCAGCAGAGGUUUCCAUGGAAGCCAAAGUCACACCAGCAGAGGUUUCCAUGGAAGCAGAGGUCACACCAGCAGAGGUCACACCAGCAGAGGUUUCCAUGGAAGCCGAGGUCACACCAGCAGAGGUUUCCAUGGAAGCCGAGGUCACCAUAGAAACCAAGGUCGAUGCAGACGCCGUCGCGUCGGAACAGUCUGAGAAACUAGAGAGUCCAACUACAGAGAAGUCUGCGGACUCCCAGACUCCCGGGACCGAAGGGGCUGAGCCCGGUCCAACUGAGAAGCCUCUCUCAAAGAAACAGAGCGCAGAUGACAAAGCACCAGCCAAGCCCGGUCCAACGAAAUGAUCACUUGAAAACUUCGAUGAAAGGCGAAUGUGAAAGACGAGUUAUUGUAAUUUUUAAACACUCUAAACAUUUAACCUCAAAUUCUGUCUACUCUUCUACCAAUAUGUGUGUAACCCAAGUACUGUGACUGCCAACAAGGUAAUCAUUUGAUUACGGCCUGUAGGUUUGCAAGAGUCUGAAUUAAAGCACUUGUGGACCGUC